Molecule: messenger RNA, 3794 nt
Organism: Eriocheir sinensis (Chinese mitten crab)
Lineage: Eukaryota; Metazoa; Arthropoda; Malacostraca; Decapoda; Varunidae
Product: longitudinals lacking protein, isoforms A/B/D/L-like
Exons: 5
Coding region: 165-1454 (429 amino acids)
Biological process (GO): regulation of transcription by RNA polymerase II
Cellular component (GO): nucleus
Molecular function (GO): protein binding
Source: RefSeq, a predicted model, not a curated record
UUUACAGCAAGAGCAAGAGCAAGAGUUGGCCUCAAAAUGCACCCAAUCCAGCACCGUCCUCAAGGCGCGGGAAGGAACAGACGCGGAGGAGGCACAGGAGCGGCCGUCCACAAGAGGCCUCAUGUCUUGCACGCCCAGAUAACUAGUCGCUGUGGAAAGCAGUCAUGGAGGAGUUACUCUCAUUGAAGUGGAACAACCACCGAACCACCUUCAUCCACAUAUUGGGAGUUCUCAGGGACAAGCAAGCGUACACAGAUGUGACACUAGCGUGCGAUGGCAAGUUUUACCAAGUGCACAAGUUGGUGCUCUCAACAUGUAGUGAUUACUUCUGUGCCAUGUUUGACAAGACUGCUUGUAAAAGCCCAGUUAUAGUGUUGAAAGACAUCAAGAGCGAGGACCUGGAGGCCUUGCUAGAUUAUAUGUACCUUGGUGAAGUGAAUGUGAGACAAAGUGACUUAGCGUCUUUGAUUAAGGCAGCGGAAAACCUUAGAAUCAAGGGCCUUGCAGUACCUGAUGAUGAGCCUCCCAACAAAAGUAGUGGAGGUUCAGCGACCUCUAGGGGGGACACGAGGAGGGACGGAGGGGGUAGCAGCCCUCCUGCAAAGAGGAAACGAAGGGAAGAGGUAGAGGAUGGGCGGGAGGACGUGAGACCCCCUCCCGCCCAGUCUGGCACCCUCCACACCCCCCCUCCCACCAGACCAAAGAGCCCUGUGAGUCAGAGGCUAAGUCCCUCCCCACACAGAACCUCUCAGGAGUCCCCAGCGACAGAAGAUCGCACCAGCCGUCCCCUCCCCUCACCUGCGGAGGCCACCGGGGCCCACACAGCCUCCCAGCCCCAAGGCCAGUCCGCGGUGAGCCAGUCAGUCAGCAAUCAGUAUCGGUCCGAAGACACUCCUUCCUUCGUCAAGGUGGAGAUGGAGGAGGACCACGCAGAGGACCUGCAAGGGGACUCGUACGACCUGGGUCCUGACGGUUACAAAGAGGAAGGGGAUGACUCGGGUGGUGGCGCAAUGAACAAUGACUUACCAGAGUUCCUACAAGCAGCGGCCUCGGGCUCCCUGGCCAGCAGCUCCACUUCCUUCCCCCACCACUCCUUUGCGGGGCCAUCUGGCUACCAGCCGGGUGACUUGGCUGGGUGGCAAGGUGAUGGCUCAUCCAUAGGGUUUCCUCCUCACCUUAACUUUAGCACCUCAGAAAGUUCUAGUCAACAGAAUGCACCUGGGCAGAAUGGAGCCUUUGUCAAGUCGCAGAGAGGAAAAAACCUGCUCUACUUCGAAGGGUACAAGCACAGGAUAUGCCGUGAGGAGGCUGGGGGUCGAAGCAGUUGGUGGCGAUGCACCAAGAAAACAUGCCGUGGGAGAGUCAGGCUGACAGUGGAGGGAAUAACUUUAGUGGAGCAGCACAACCAUGACCCACUCCCUUCCCUAGAGCGACAUACUUGGGGACUGUCAUGAUCGUGUGAAAGCUGCCAGUGCGUGCUGACAACCAUGCCGUUGGGUAGUAUUGCCUUAAUGAUGUUGCACUUAACAUUCUGUUUUGCUGAAGUAUGGAGAUAUUUGAAGCCUUUUUAUAAUGUAUCUUUGUUAGUUGAAAUACCAUAACAUAAAGGUGACCUAUGUACUGAGAUGCACACAGUUCUUGUACAUCAUGUAACAGAAUGGUAUUAUUGGCCAAAAUAUUGAUGCUGCCCUGAUAAUAGUGCUGAUAUCCAUCGUGGAAAUACAGCAAAAAUGUCUCUCUCUCAAAGCACUGUCUGAGGAGGUGGUGAUCAAGUUCUACUUGAUUUUGAUCUUACCUGGGGUGCAUGGUUGACAAUAGAAUAAAGGAGCUCCUAUUUAAUGAAUUAAUUUAGGUAAAGAAUGUAUUUUGAGCUACUAAGGAAAAUUAGUGCACACUUCUGUUUUGAGAAAAUAUCCUAAAGAUUAUUCUGAAAAAGGUGAAAACUGUAAAAUCGUGCUCUUUUAACCUGGGUUUGGACUUGAAAAUAGAGGAAAAGAAAAAGGCAUUAAACUAUGCAGCAAACAAUUUAAAUUAGGUAUUAAAGGCUUCUUCCCACACAGUUACUCACAGGCUUAUUGAAGCUAGCAACCAAGAUGAGAAAAUAUGGCAGUUUUUAUUUUUCAAUACUUUUUGUUGCUAUGAGUGAGUUUGGUCACUGUCUGGCAUUUGGCGCUAUAUUGAUAGUAUAUUCCUCCCCUCAAGCUGUAAGACUGGCAGCAACCUUUUUCUUACCACAAUGAUGCACUGUGGAUAGCCUGCAGUGACAUGUAGGGUAGAUAACUAACCCGGGGGGUGAAAUGUUGACCAGGGGUGGUGAUGAAUUACUUACAAAUAAAAUCUCUAUCUAUCUAUCUAUAUUUAUAUCUCUAGGGUUGGAUAACAAUGACAACAAAUGGAGUCCAUGGAGUUCGUUAAAGUUAAAACCCAAGCUUAGAAUUUUAACGAUCAUUGCUCUUACCCAUGCCUGUCUCUCCUUCGUCCGUGGUAUUACUUGGGUUGGUAGCUUUUAUUGUGUACUAUGUACAUUCUAAGCUAAAAUGUCAUUCAGUUUCCUCAGUUAAUUUUUUCAUCUGAUUUGUCUUGUAAAUUUUGUAUCUGGCACAUUUGAACUGUAAGCUGUUAUGUGCCUCACAAGGAAGACUUCAGGGCUAGCAUGUGGCGAUGUGCACACACAAAAACACACGCACACACACACACACACACACACACACAUACAUAACGAUUAAGUGAAGAAAUAGUAUUGGCGAAGAGUGUGCAGAGAUUCAAGGAAAAGUUGGAUAAUUAUAGAUACGGAGACGGGACCACACGAGCGUUAGCCCAUGCCCUGUAAAAUUACAACUAGGUAAAUACACACACACACACACCACACACAGACACACACACACACACACACACACACACACACACACACACACACAGACACACACACACACACACACACACACACACACACACACACACACACAGACACACACACACCACACACACACACACCACACACACACACACACACAAUGGGAUUGCAUGUUGAUAAUAGUAAUAGAGCUAAUUUGAAACCAGAAAGUCUCUGGUAUGGAUAUGUUGACUUUAAUAAGACUAGUUCAUAAAGACUUCCAAAUAUGUAUAAUUUCAUUUUUGUGGAAAGUGAUGACUGGUACUAAAAAGUUGUGGGUAGAGUGGCUGACGUACUUUCAUCAUCAUCAUCACCAGUCUGUAUCAUUCCACCGCAGGAGAUCCAAAGUAUUUCCAUCAGUUUCUGUUCUGUGCCUCUGUUUUUUCAUUUUAAUGCAUAUUUUCCAUAAGCUUUUUUAAUUUCAUCUCCACAUGCGUCAUGGCCUCCCCUUUGAUCUUUUUAUGUUUGUCAUUUGGCAGUCAUGCUUUUUGUCCAUCUGUUAUUCUCUCCUAUAUAUGUGUCCUGACCUGUGCUUCAUGAUUUUAACUGACAGUAUUAUGUUACCUCCUUUUGUUUGUUCUCUUAUUCAUUAUAGUGAUACCCAGCAUCCAUUCAUCCUUCUUUGGGCACUUCUUAACUUCCCUUUCGGAGACUUACUCCAAUGUUCUCAUCUCUGCCCCUUAUGUCAUAACUGGGAGGACACUGAUUGAAAACCCUUUGCUUUAAACACAGCAGAAGAGAGCCUCUUAAUGUGUUACCCUGAUUUCUGGAAGCAUUCUUUACUUUUAUUUUAUUAUUCAUAUGCUAACUGACUGUACCUUAUCACAGUCUUUUGGUUUUAUAUUUUUUUUCUUUAUCCUGCCAUUUGUGAGGUGUUUGACAAAUAUACUGUUCAAAGUUG